CCGUGCUGGUCUGGACUCGCUGCUGUCACAAUUAACGAAAUCAUUUGUAGGAUGCACUGAACCGAUGGAUGUGUCGCCGUUUCUCGUCAAGUCGAACGCCAAGUGGGGUGGUGCCACUGCUAUAAAGGAAUACCCCUUUCCAGACGUUGAAGCACAGCACAGAGCACCAAUAGUCUUCUUCCUCCCCAUUAUUCCAUUCCAUUCCAUGAAUUCAGCCGUGCCUCUCGUGGUCUUGGGGCUUCUCCUCUCCCUCUGCCUACACAUUCUCCCGUGCCACGCUGCCACGGACACCAUCUCAGCUGGCCGAGAGCUCGCCAGCGGCGACAAGCUCCUGUCCAGCAAUGGCAGGUUCGCGCACGGCUUCUUCCAAACCGAGCGCAAUUCCUCCAACUCCAACUGCACUCCAAAAUGGUACCUGGGAAUUUGGUUCCACACGGUCCCCAAGUUCACUCCUGUCUGGGUUGCCAAUCGUGAAAACCCAAUCGCCAACCUCUCGUCGUGCAAGCUCGUGCUUUCCCACGAUGGCAACCUUGUGAUCCUAGAUGACCACCCGGCCAACGGAUCCACCACGGUUUGGUCUAGCAAAUCCAACUCCACAACCAACAGCACCGUCGCUGCUCUCCUGGGCGAUGGAAACCUUGUCAUACGCAGUGCUUCCAACGCAUCCCUUGUUUUCUGGCAAAGCUUCGACCACCCAACAGAUGCUCUUCUUCAAGGUGCAAAGCUCGGCUGGGACAACGCCACCGGUUUGAUCCGCCGUCUUGUCUCCACCAGGAACACCAUUGACCAAGCUCCCGGCGUGUACUCUUUCCAGUUAUCUGGCCACAAUGGUUUUACUUCCAUGGUUUCUACGUUUAACUCUUCGAAAUCAUAUUGGUCCAGCGGCAACUGGGACGGACGGCACUUCACCAACAUGCCGGAGACAGUAGGGCAGACCUGGCUCUCGCUUAAUCUCACCAGCAAUGAACAAGAGACGUACAUCGAGUAUGUGAUUGAAGAUCCAACAGUGUUGUCACGCUGCAUAAUGGAUGUCACCGGGCAACUGCAGGUGCUCGUGUGGUUUGAAGGAUCGCGAGAUUGGCAGGCCAUCUUCACGGCACCGAAAUCUCAGUGUGAUGUCUAUGCUUCCUGUGGCCCUUUCACAGUCUGCAACGAUGUCCCCUUCCCCUCCUGCGCCUGCAUGAAGGGCUACUCCAUACAAUCGCCUCAAGACUGGGAGCUUGAUGAUCGAACAGAUGGAUGCUCAAGAAAUACUCCACUGUCCUGUGAAGGCAACACUAGUGCAGCCGGCGUGGCAGAUAAGUUCUACCCUAUGCCGUCUGUCCAACUUCCUGCUGAUGCCCAGAAUGUUGGGACGGCUACCAGUGAAGAGGAAUGCUCACUUGUUUGCCUGGGAAGCUGCUCCUGCACUGCAUAUUCCUAUGACCAAGGUGGCUGCUCAAUUUGUCAUGAUAAGGUCUUCAAUGUACGGCAACAAGGUAACAGUGUUCUUCACCUUCGCCUCGCUGCAAAAGAAUUGCAAAGUAGUAAAACCAAUAAAAGGGGGGUGAUCAUUGGCGCCGCUGUUGGUGCAAGCGCCGCUACAUUGAGUUUGAUCUUUCUACUAAUUAUUUGGAUGAGAAAAGGAAGGAAUUAUGGUGAUGACAUUCAGGAUGGAAUGGGGAUUAUUGCAUUUCGAUAUGUCGAUUUACAGUCUGCAACCAGAAACUUUUCAGAGAAGUUGGGGGCUGGUAGUUUUGGUUCAGUAUUUAAAGGUAGAUUAAGUGACUCAACUACCAUAGCUGUGAAAAGGCUUGACGGAGCCCACCAAGGAGAGAAGCAAUUCAGGGCUGAGGUGAGCUCAAUUGGAGUCAUCCAGCACGUCAACUUAGUUAAACUGAUUGGCUUUUGCUGUCAAGGUGACAGGAGGUUACUUGUGUAUGAACACAUGCCAAAUGGCUCCCUAAAUGCUCAUCUCUUCCAAAGUAAUGGCACGGUAUUGCCUUGGACUAUAAGGUACCGAAUAGCUCUUGGAGUUGCUAGAGGACUAGCGUAUUUGCAUUCAAGUUGUCGGGACUGUAUUAUACACUGCGAUAUCAAACCAGAGAACAUACUUCUAGAUGGGUCUUUCACUCCGAAAGUUGCAGACUUCGGAAUGGCCAAGUUUUUGGGAAGGGAAUUCAGUCAUGUCAUGAGUAUGACUACAAUGAGAGGAACCAUAGGAUACCUUGCUCCUGAAUGGAUUAGUGGAACAGCUAUCACAUCAAAAGUGGAUGUUUACAGCUAUGGAAUGGUUUUGUUAGAAAUCGUAUCAGGCGGCAGGAACUCAACUAAACAAUCUUCCAUUGAUGGUGUCUACGAAGCCUAUUUUCCGGUGCAAGUUGCACACAAGCUUCUUGAUGGAGACAUUGCAAGUCUGGUGGAUGCAAACUUAUUGGGUGAAGCGAACCUGGAGGUGGUUGAAAGAGUUUGCAAAGUUGCAUGUUGGUGUAUUCAAGAUGUUGAGUUUGAUCGACCUACAAUGAGUGAGGUGGUGCAGUUUCUCGAAGGUCUGUGCGAAGUUGAGACACCUCCAGUGCCAAGAUUUCUUCAAGCUAUUGCAGGAAAGUCAACUACGGAGAUAAUGUAAUGACUACUUUGGGUUUUUGUUCAUCCCAAUUUUUUUAUCUGGUAGUUGCGCCUGUUGCUUUUCCUUUGUAUUAGUCUUUGUAAUCUUGUACCGCCAACAGGUUGUCAAACUUCUGUUGCUUUCUUGACAAAUCAAGACUAAGUCCUUUGAUCUAAAUUUGAGCAGAAAAUGUAGAUAUCCAUGAGAAUAUAACGAUUCAAUUAUCUUGCAAACUUGAACAUAUAUGUACUCUGAUCAUUCACGCAAA
This is a messenger RNA of Panicum virgatum (switchgrass), 2855 nucleotides long. RefSeq names its product G-type lectin S-receptor-like serine/threonine-protein kinase At2g19130. The coding region runs from base 65 to 2608 and encodes 847 amino acids. Gene Ontology annotation, biological process: recognition of pollen; protein phosphorylation. The record is from RefSeq and is a predicted model, not a curated record. Lineage: Eukaryota; Viridiplantae; Streptophyta; Magnoliopsida; Poales; Poaceae. Gene Ontology annotation, molecular function: ATP binding; protein serine/threonine kinase activity. The transcript has a single exon.